This is a messenger RNA of Daphnia pulicaria, 1510 nucleotides long. It is a transcript of the gene Iyd, whose product is annotated as iodotyrosine deiodinase 1-like. The record is from RefSeq and is a predicted model, not a curated record. Gene Ontology annotation, molecular function: oxidoreductase activity. NCBI's taxonomy places the organism in Eukaryota, Metazoa, Arthropoda, Branchiopoda, Diplostraca, Daphniidae. The transcript is spliced from 4 exons. Bases 508 to 1410 code for a protein of 300 amino acids.
ACCUGUAUGGUGCUCUUUUCCCACCAUCGACGCAUAACGCUUUAACCUUGGACGGAGGGUCGAUGACCGCGGCCUUCUUGAGAUGCUAAGAAAAAAAAAGCACACACAGGAAAGUUUAUGUUAAAAUACCCAAGUCCAAAAGGGUAAAACAAUAACAGAGAUCCCAGACAGACCAUCGCUUGUUAACUGCGUCUCAACCUGUUCCCUUCUUUUCCAAAACCAUCAGUUUCUGGGUUUAGCUUGGCGUUGCAUAUAGCUAUCUUUCUGCUGUGUUUAACUGAUCACCAAGGUCAAGCGAGUCUUCCGAGCGUGUGGUGUGCGCGCACGAAUCAACUCCCGACGCAACACCCAGCAGGGAAGCACUGGUAGCAGUGUACUAAUAUUUUUUUUUCCCUUUUUCACGGUGUUAAAGCUCAAAAAGUGGUUGCUUCCUGCUUGCACGUCUUAAGCCAAUAAACGUUGGGGAAACACAAGUCAACAUAACCGACGCUGCGACGCAGAAUUAUCAUGGAAAAUUAUGUACCGUUUCUUGUAAGCCACUGGCGUACAGUCGGAUUGAUUAGUGUCAGCAUAGCGGCUGGGGUUGCGUUGGGACAACUUAAUCAAACACACGAACGGGCAGCAAACAAAAGUCAACGAGUGCACACGAACAGUUCCAUCAAGACAAAACAAGUGAAACGUGAGUCAGCAAUUGAGCAAAUAAACGAAAUCGAAGACGAUGACGAACAAUCUCUUGAGGAUCAAGAUGUUCUACCAAUCUUAUUCCAAUAUGAGAAACCGAGUGAAGCUGAUUCGAUUAGGAUGUCAGAAGAAUUUUACCGUCGAAUGAAUCAACGUCGUUCUGUACGAGAAAUUAGCUCAGAUCCGGUAGCCUUGGAAGUAAUUGAGAAUAUCAUCAAGACUGGUGGGACCUCGCCAAGCGGAGCGCACACGGAACCAUGGACAUUUGUUGUUGUGAGUAACCUCGAGAUGAAACAACAAAUUAGGCAAAUAAUUGAAGCAGAGGAAGAGAUAAAUUACAAACAGCGGAUGGGCGACGUCUGGGUCCAGGAUUUGCAGCCGGUUGGAACGACCUGGGUGAAAGAGUACCUGACCGAGGCUCCUUGGCUCAUCUUAAUUUUCAAACAGGUUCACGGUUUCAAACGAAACGGACAAAAGAAGAUCCAUUACUACAACGAAAUUAGCGUUUCCAUUGCAACUGGCUUCUUGUUGGCAGCUAUACAAGAAGCUGGAUUGGUAACAGUGACUACUACACCACUCAACUGUGGUCCGAGUAUACGUGUGCUACUCGGUCGUCCAGUAAACGAAAAGUUGCUGUUGUUGCUACCCGUUGGAUACCCAAAAGUUGGAGCUACAGUGCCCGAUUUCAAGCGAAAACCACUUCACGACAUCAUGGUUCAUUACCAGUGAGUUAAAACCCUGUUAAGAUCGGCAAUUAUGUAUUCCCUCUCGACAAACAAUCAUCAUUUUGAGAAGUACACAGGCUCAUUGAAGAGCUCGCUGCCCAGAU